GUUUUAAGUUUCCGAGAAAUUCUUGAAAAAUUGACUUUUUCUCGGGAAUUCAGUGCUCACUUGGCAUAUGGAUGAUAUAAUUCGUCCUUUAUAUAUUAUACGUCUUCUUCAAGUGAUAGAUAUAAACCGUUAAAACACAUCUCUACACACAGCCAAAUACACAACACCACCUCAUCACCGGAGAGUCUCAGAAAGAGAAGAAUACCAUUUGAUCCAUUUCAUUAGUGAUAUUAGCAUCAAGGAAUCAAAAAGUUUACAUCUUCGCAUCUCUCUCUCGGACCCAUCUCUGUUUUUCGCUAAAUUUUAAUUUAAAGCGAAGGAUUUUUAGUGGCCAUUGAUGAAAAAUGAAAUUCUGCAAGAAAUACCAGGAGUACAUGCAAGGCCAGGAGAAGAAGCUACCUGGGGUUGGCUUCAAGAAGCUGAAGAAGAUCUUGAAGAAAUGUCGCAGGGAGGACAGUCAUGAGGUCCAUGACGUUCGAACAUGCCCUGACCAUUGCCCAGUGUGUGAUGGGAGCUUUUUCCCUGCCCUUCUCAAGGAGAUGUCUGCAGUGGUAGGCUUCUUUAAUAAGCGUGCACAGAAAUUGCUUGACCUGCAUCUGGCUUCAGGCUUUCGUAAGUACUUCUUUUGGUUCAAAGGCAAACUUCGAGGGAACCAUGUUGGCUUAAUUGAAGAAGGCAAGGACCUUGUUACUUAUGCACUGAUCAACGCCAUUGCCAUUCGAAAAAUACUAAAGAAAUAUGAUAAGAUUCAUUACUCAACGCAAGGACAGGCCUUCAAGUCGCAAGCUCAAAGUAUGCACAUUGGAAUCCUUCAGAGUCCAUGGCUUUGUGAGCUUAUGGCUUUUCACAUCAAUUUAAGGGAAACCAAGACCAAGUCAAGGAAGGCACCAGCCUUGUUUGAGGGAUGCUCCCUCAAAAUCAAUGAUGGGAAACCAUCUCUCGCCUGCGAGCUCUUUGAUUCUGUCAAGCUUGAUGUUGACUUGACAUGUUCUAUAUGCUUGGACACAGUUUUUGAUCCAGUUGCUCUCACAUGUGGUCAUAUAUUCUGCUACAUGUGUGCUUGCUCGGCUGCAUCAGUGACUAUUGUUGAUGGAUUGAAGGCUGCAGAGCCUAAAGAAAAAUGCCCUCUAUGCCGAGAGGCAAGAGUGUAUGAGGGUGCUGUACACUUAGAAGAGCUUAACAUGUUACUUAGCAGAAGCUGCCAUGAAUACUGGGAGCAGAGGCUCCAGACAGAAAGGGUAGAGAGGGUUCGGCAAGCAAAGCAGCACUGGGAAUCCCAGUGUCGGGCGUUCAUGGGGGUUUAAGUGCUGUCUGUUCACUGCUUGGGGACCAUUUUGCCCUUCCUUUUCCGCCUUACCCACCAUGUAAACUGUUACAACAGAUUCUUCGUGCUCUUUUGGAACCCAUUUACGGGUUAUUUUUCCGUUGGGUUCUGUGACCCACCGACUGUAGCCGUGUGUGGAUGUUCUGUUCCUUGUAUGUAGCCUUUGAUUAACGCUGUACAUAUAAUUUGUUUUUAGUGUUCCAAGUUUUUGGGACUUAAACGUUGCGGUCAUUGCUUGCUUAAUCCAAGUAAACUUGGUCUGUUAUUAAUAUGGAUUCACAAUCUGUUCAUCAAUUUUGAUUUGGAGUAAAAUUUGCA
Molecule: messenger RNA, 1642 nt
Organism: Prunus avium (sweet cherry)
Lineage: Eukaryota; Viridiplantae; Streptophyta; Magnoliopsida; Rosales; Rosaceae
Source: RefSeq, a predicted model, not a curated record